UUCGCCGGCCGGCAUGACGUCACAUCCGGAUACUUCAACGACACUGCGAGGCUUUUCUGUGUUUAAAAACGUGAAACGCCACAUUUUAUGUUAACGUUAAUUUGACCGUGAGUGUGAAAAGUGAAUCGUUGGCCUUCUACCUGUAGUGGGAAACCCCAAAAAAACAAGUCACAGACGCGGUGCUGCAAACGGCGGCGACGGUUUCAUCAGCAGCUCUUCAGGGGGAGGAGUCGUUCACACGCGAAGUCCACCUCUGUUGAACUAUUUCUGUGAUAAAUGAUGGAAUAACGCGUUCACGAAGAUGAGAACAACUCGAUAGAAGACGUUGCUCGGGGGCCGGGGCAAGUAGGCAGCCUACACGGGACAAACCACGGGACUUCAGGAGUGACAGUGAAGGCAUCAAACUGACCAUGCUGCUGCGAAGGUUGGCCCUGUGUUCAAGGAGCCACCACCUGGAUUACCAGAAACACGUAUGCCUCACCAGAGCCCUGACCCAAGCUCCCCAGAGGAGUGCCCAUGGCAGCUCCUUUGCACACCGCGGUGAACUGCGUCAGGCCAAGAGGAUCGUGGUCAAGCUCGGCAGUGCUGUGGUCACCCGUGGCGAUGAAUGUGGCCUGGCACUGGGGAGGCUGGCCUCCAUUGUGGAGCAGGUGGCCAUGCUGCAGAAUCAAGGCAGAGAGAUGAUGAUUGUCACCAGUGGAGCGGUGGCCUUUGGCAAGCAAAGAUUAAGACACGAGAUCCUGCUGUCCCAGAGUGUCAGACAGGCGCUGCACUCGGGACACAAUCAGCUCAAAGACAUGUCUUUGCCGGUCCUGGAGGCCCGGGCCUGUGCUGCGGCGGGACAAAGUGGCCUGAUGGCCCUGUACGAGGCCAUGUUCACCCAAUACAGCACUUGCACUGCACAGGUUCUGGUGACAAAUCUGGAUUUCCAUGAUGACCAAAAGAGGCAGAAUCUGAACAGCACACUGCAGGAGCUCCUGCGUAUGAACAUCGUACCCAUCAUUAACACCAAUGACGCUGUGGUGCCCCCGCCGGAGCCCAACAGCGACCUGCAGGGGGUAAAUGUCAUCAGCAUUAAGGACAAUGACAGUCUAGCGGCGCGGCUAGCUGUAGAGAUGAAGGCUGACCUCCUCAUCGCGCUGUCUGACGUGGAAGGACUGUACAACAGCCCCCCUGGAACGGAUGACGCCAAGCUCAUUGACAUCUUUUACCCUGGAGACCAGCAGUCCAUCAUCUAUGGGACAAAGUCCAGAGUUGGAAUUGGAGGCAUGGAGGCCAAGGUCAAGGCUGCCAUGUGGGCCCUGCAAGGUGGCACCUCAGUGGUCAUUGCAAAUGGCACCCACCCCAAAGUAACAGGUCAUGUCAUCACUGACAUUGUGGAGGGCAAGAAAGUGGGAACCUUCUUCUCUGAGAUCAAACCUGCAGGCCCAACUGUGGAGCAUCAGACAGAAAUGGCACGCACCUCUGGAAGAACCCUGGCAUCGCUGCACCCCGACCAGAGGAGUGAGAUCAUCUGCCAUCUUGCAGAGUUGUUGACUGACAAAAAGAAAGAGAUUCUGACUGCCAACAAGAUGGACAUGGACCUGGCUGUAAAUGCAGGCCAUUUGCCACCAGCCAUGCUGAAGCGCCUGAGUUUGUCACCAUCCAAACUUAGCAGCUUAGCCAUUGGUCUGCGCCAGAUUGCUGUGGCCGCCCAGGACAGUGUGGGUCGUGUACUGCGCAGGACCAGGGUAGCUCACAACCUGGAGCUGGAGCAGAUAACUGUGCCCAUUGGAGUUCUUCUGGUCAUCUUUGAGGCCCGACCUGACUGCCUGCCACAGGUUUCAGCAUUGGCCAUAGCCAGUGGUAACGCCCUCCUGCUGAAGGGAGGCAAGGAGGCAGCCAACACCAACCGGGUCCUCCACCAGCUCACCCAGGAAGCCCUUUCCCUGCAUGGAGUCAGAGAGGCAGUGCAGCUGGUGAGCACUCGUGAGGAGGUGGAGGAUCUAUGCCGGCUGGACAAGAUGAUCGACUUGAUUAUCCCUCGAGGUUCAUCCCAGUUGGUUAGGAACAUCCAGCGGGCUGCGAAGGGCAUCCCGGUGCUGGGUCACAGCGAGGGAAUCUGCCACGUCUACGUUGAUGGGGAAGCCAGCGUGGACAAGGUCAUCAAAAUUGUCAGAGACUCCAAGUGUGACUACCCGGCUGCAUGCAACGCCAUGGAAAGCCUGCUGAUUCACAGGGACGUCCUCAGGAUGCCUCUGUUUGACCAGAUCAUUGACAUGUUGCGCACUGAACAGGUGAAGAUUCAUGCGGGCCCUCGGUUCGCCUCCUACCUGACAUUCAGCCCGUCAGAGGCAAAGUCCCUGCGUACAGAGUACGGUGAUCUGGAGUGUUGCAUUGAGGUGGUGGACAGCAUGCAGGAGGCUGUGGACCACAUUCACAAGUAUGGCAGCUCCCACACCGACGUCAUCAUCACAGAAAAUGAGGACACCGCUGAGCAGUUCCUGCAGCAGCUGGACAGCGCCUGUGUUUUCUGGAACGCAAGCUCACGUUUCGCUGACGGCUACCGCUUCGGACUUGGAGCAGAGGUCGGUAUUAGCACUGCACGUAUCCAUGCCCGAGGCCCCGUUGGGCUGGAGGGGCUGCUCACCACCAAGUGGGUCCUGAGAGGGGAUGGGCAUACAGCAGCGGACUUCUCUGAACAGGGUACCAUGAAGUACCUCCAUGAAAACCUGCCCAUCGUGCAACCUCUCGUUGGUCAGAGGGACAGCAACUAGACCAGAGACUUUCACAACGUGCACUUGACCUUAACGUUGUUGCAGAUCACAGCUGAUGUCACUUCUUUAAACUUCUGAAGCACACAGCAUAGAGAGAAAAGGUUUACACACCAACGGUCCAUUUUAUACGGACAGCCACAAAGUUGUCCCUGUUUAGACUUCAGACUGUCACUAAGAGUUUACACAUAUUUAAAAUUCUACCUCAGCUUAUGAUUCUUUGAUAUGAGUUGGGUAAGUCACCCUAAUAUGCUCCUGCAGGAUGGACUAUGUGGCAAUCACAACACAAUAUAUCUCCAUUAUUGGAUUAAUUGGAGUACUGUGAGCAAGAAUGGAGUUAACUAAGAUUACAUAAAAUAGAGUAAAUCAAAGGAAACUGAAGUGCUUGAAAUUCUUCUUCUAAUAAAGCAAUCUCAGGAUUUUGAAAGUGACACUAAUUCACAGAAACAUUUCAUUCAUUUCAUCGUAAUAUGUGUAUGAGAAAGAAGUUCAAAUUCUUUCUUGUUAUGUGUAUCAAUACCGAGAAGCAGUCGUUGGCAUUGACAAUCUCCUCAGGCUCCCACCAACAAUCCUCAUUUAAAUAUUUAUACAAAGAUAAACAUGCAAGUAAAAAUGUGACUCUUAAGACAUAAACAACAUUUACUUUCUUUGUCAAUGUUAUUGUGUAAAGCUAAUGCAACGUCAAAGGUCAAGGGUCAACACAGUUGGUAAUUCUCUCUAGCCCUUAAACAGUACUAUGAUGAUGUGCAUGGUGUAUCUAUAUCUAAGAUACAUUUAUUUGAUAUUGUAUAUCAUUCUCACAAGAAACUGUGCUAUAAUUGUACAUAUAUUUUAUAACUGUAAGGCCUCAUUUUAUUGUAGCUGAGUGCAUUGGCUCAAUCAAAGAAGCAGUAAAUGGUUUCUUUGUUUAUGGAACAUCCCUUUUUUUUCUUUUCUUGCUGUAAUUUCAGAUUGGAUUUUCUAAAUGUACAGGUGUUUAUGAGAUGAGGUGCUGAUCUAUAUGUCAUUUAAGACUUGGAAAUAAUACUGUCACAUAGCAUGUUGGCAUUUAAUAGAAGACAAUUUAGCUUUUUCUCAGUUUAACCAAUUUCUGGUGUGUUUAGAGAUGAAUAGUUUCUGUUUUUAAUACUUAAUGAUGAACAUUUUUACACAAGUAUCAGAAAUGUACCAGUUUUGUUUUACAGCAAAACAAGUUAGAAUACUUGUAUGCAUCCAUUUUAUUUCCUUUUUUUUGUUUUUUGUUACAAGUUGUGCUCAUUUUUCUAUGCUUCGCUGCCUUCCUGCUGGUUCAUUGUGGCGCCCAAAGCUUCUGUCAGAGCAGGAGCGGUAAUUGACAAGCUGCCUCCUUCAAGCUGGAGGGCCAACGCGACUGCUUUUAAAUUAAGCUCUGUAACAUUCCAGCCUCUGAGCUCCUGUAUGAUGUCUUGCAAUGCACACUUAAGGAUUGGUUUGGGUUGGAUAAUAGCAAUAUUGUAGCAUUAAAAAAAAACAAAAAAAAGAAUGUUGAAAAAGAAUAUUUGGAUAUUUUUCUCACUUUCUUUGAUUUUUUUUCUCUGUCCUGGCACUAGUCUUUCUACUUCAACAAAGAACACAAAUUAAUGGGGGGAAAAAAAGUCGUGCUGAUCUGAAAAACAGAUGUCUAAAAGAGCCUUUUUAAAGUUGCCCAUAGGGGAAUUCGCAUUGCUGGAAGUGGGGCAAGGAAGAUGGAAGACAAUACUAUAGAGGUUUAAUUAUCCAGCCAUCAGAAAUGAAAAGAGGGAGAAGGAGAACUGAGACUAAUAAUGGAAUCACAGCCUUGUGUUCUGGGUUUCUCUGUUUCUUGCGUUUUCUUUCUCUUUUCCAGCAUCUAAAGAAUUCAUUCUCUAAAAUGCACUACUUACCCUUCAAUCAGCUUCCCAUCACCAAGUCCAAAGGGUUCAGAGAUGAAGAGGGAGACGAAACUCGGAUCUCACUCUUUUGUCCUUUUUUAUGUUCGAAGCGAUUGAAAAUAUCAUCUAAAUGACUUGAGGUAGAGAAGUAACAAUCCAGGGACAUUGAGUAUUGCCUGUUUCAUGCACAGUGUGUUAUAGAGUUGUAUUUUACAAUAUUGCAUCAAAGUUGUUUUCUCCAGUUACGGUAGCUAUUCAGGAUCACAUGUGGAUGUUUUGUUGUGAUAUGGAAGCCUUACAUUGUCAGAAUGGAAAUUUCUGUAUUAUUUUUCAAGUUGAGAAGUGGAUCUUUGCAUUAAACUUCUCAUAUACUGGCAGAAAGAUGCAACCCUGUAUGGUGGAUUCUCAAACUUCCCAGAUAAAUUGUUCCCAAAGUA
Messenger RNA from Cyclopterus lumpus (lumpfish), 5058 nucleotides. It is a transcript of the gene aldh18a1, whose product is annotated as aldehyde dehydrogenase 18 family, member A1. Bases 411 to 2756 code for a protein of 781 amino acids. Gene Ontology annotation, molecular function: glutamate-5-semialdehyde dehydrogenase (NADP+) activity; ATP binding; glutamate 5-kinase activity. NCBI's taxonomy places the organism in Eukaryota, Metazoa, Chordata, Actinopteri, Perciformes, Cyclopteridae. Gene Ontology annotation, cellular component: cytoplasm; mitochondrion. The record is from RefSeq and is a predicted model, not a curated record. The transcript is spliced from 18 exons.